AUGAAGCUCCAGAACUUUGUAGGCAUAAUACUAGGUAUAAUUAUAUUUUCAUUGAUCUUUAUGUAUUUUCAUAAAGAAAAACAACCACAAUCGAAGCCCAUUACGGUUUUAACAAUGAACUCUGAAGUUGUAGAAAACUAUAAGUGGAGUGACAUUUAUGCUGCGUUAAAAGAAAAAAACAAAGGUUAUCAGAAUGAAAAAAUCGUAAGAUUAUUUUAUUACGCGUCGCUUAUUUUUAAACAGGCUGCAAAAACUAAUGAAUUCGACGUUUUUACUUUUUUUGUUAGACGAGGAAGUAGAGUAAAACAAAUAUUUGGAUUUGGUGAAUUAUUUAAAGAAUGUCUUGAGAAAAAUCCCUUCACUGAAAGUGAACCGGGGACUACAAGUGAUAUGUAUAGUUUUGGUGUCGAAUUGAAUGAUAAAGGUGAAUUUAUUAUAGAUUUACCUACUAAAAGAUACCAUCUCACUAAAUUUAACAUGUCUAAGUUUUCUAAAAUAUUUGAGAGAUUUAAAAAUUUAUUUGACGAAAAUGUUCAAAAACUUCUGUGUGAAAAAACUAUACUCGAUAAAUAUCAUAAUAUAAAUUAUUCAGUCAUUGAUGUUCUAGGCGGAUACUUUAUAUACAAAAAGUAUGAAAAUCAAUAA
Molecule: messenger RNA, 645 nt
Organism: Vairimorpha ceranae
Lineage: Eukaryota; Fungi; Microsporidia; Nosematidae
Exons: 1
Coding region: 1-645 (214 amino acids)
Source: RefSeq, a predicted model, not a curated record